AGCUCUAACCUCACUGUCUCUUUCGUCUCUUCUAGAGAGAACACCCAAGAAACCGACGUUGAGAAUCAACAGGAGAGAGAAAGAAAGAGAGAAAAAGAGGGAAAGAGAUCGGAAAAUGCAUAAAGUUUUUAUUUUUGUUUUUGGGUUUUCUUUUGAAUUUUUCUUUUUCUUUUCAAAAUUAUUGUUAACGUAACCAAAAAGCUAGAACAAGAAACAUACAAGGGAAGAGAAGCAGAGGUCGCCAUGUAUAAAAUAAAGAAGCUUCCUAUGUCUUGUUACACUUACCAAAUUAUUGAUUGAAACCCUAACCUUAACCUGAUUUCGCUCUUUCGCUCUCUCUCUCUCUCUCUCUCUCUCUCUCUCUCUCUGUGGGUUGCUUCAGAAAAAAGAACCCUAAUUUCCUAGUGGGCGAGUGAGAAAGAGCUAGAAAAACCCUUAAUUGUGGUGUGAUUACUGUAAAUUAUCGAUGAGAAGGAUUGCGAUUGGGGAGGAGUUAAAGAUCGAAGCUGGAGAGGCGUAGAUGCAUGUCGCGGGAGUGAACUUGGAUCUGAAUUGGUUCCUUCAAUUCAUAUUUACUGCGUUUAUAAUAGCGUUUGGAUUGCUACACUUUGUGAAGAACACGGCCUCGAAGUACUUUGAGGUCGACGCCAACUUCGAAGGAGGAGACCACAGUGAUCGGACCCAAAUGCCGGGCGCUCUAAUGGAGGAUCCGGUUUGUGCCGUGUGUGGCAAUUCGGGUCCCAAGAAGUGCUCUCGCUGCAAAGCCGUUAGAUACUGCUCGCAAAAGUGCCAAGAAAAACAUUGGAAAUCAGGGCAUAAGACAGAAUGCAAAAACACAUUGAGUAAUUCUAGAUUUAAAACUUCCAGCGGUGGGGGUAAAACUUUCUCCGGACUCGCACUUGUUCCCAUUCGUGGAAUUUCUAAGCAUAUCAAGAAGCCGAAAGAGAUUCUUUUUCCUUAUGAUGAAUUUGUUCAACUUUUCAAUUGGGACAAGCUCGGAUUUCCUCCUUGUGGACUCUUAAAUUGCGGAAACAGUUGCUUUGCCAACGUGGUUCUACAGUGUCUUUCAUCCACUCGGCCGCUUGUUGCCUACUUGUUAGAGAAGGGCCAUCGGAGAGAAUGCAUAUGUGAAGAUUGGUGCUUUCUUUGUGAAUUUCAAACCCAUCUUGAAAGAGCAAGCCAAAGUUCCCAGGCCUUUUCACCAACCAACAUUAUCUCUAGAUUACCAAAUAUUGGUGGUAAUCUUGUCCAUGGGAGGCAGGAGGAUGCUCAUGAACUCAUGAGGUUUGCCAUUGAUACAAUGCAGUCAGUCUGCCUUAGUGAGUUUGGUGGAGAGAAAGCUGUACAUCCUAGCACUCAAGAGACAACCAUUAUUCAACAUAUAUUUGGUGGCCUGCUGCAAUCUCAGGUGAUUUGUACAAAAUGCAAGAAUAUAUCAAAUCGGUAUGAUAAUAUGAUGGAUUUAACUGUCGAAAUUCAUGGGGAUGCUUCAUCAUUGGAGGAAUGUCUAGACCAAUUCACCAUCAAGGAGUGGCUUGAUGGAGAAAAUAAGUAUAAAUGUGAUGGGUGCAAUGACUAUGUCAAGGCUUGGAAGCGUCUUACUGUUAAGCGCGCUCCAAAUAUUCUCACAAUUGCCUUGAAAAGAUUUCAGAGUGGGCGGUUUGGGAAAAUUAACAAGAGAGUAACAUUUCCUGAAACUUUAGAUUUGAACCCCUACAUGAGUGAAACGGGAGAUGGUGCAAACAUCUACAAGCUUUAUGCCGUUGUUGUACAUGUGGAUAUGCUAAAUGCUUCAUUUUUCGGACACUACAUCUGUUACACCAAGGACUUCGGUGGAAACUGGUAUAGAAUCGAUGACUGUAAGGUUGCGACUGUAAAUUUGGAAGAGGUGCUUUCCCAGGGUGCAUAUAUGCUAUUAUAUAGCAGGUUGGAUGCUCUAAAUGAUUCUGGUUGCCUGUUGUUGUGCAGGGUUCAGCCACGAGCAUCUUGUCUAACCCUUGAACCUCCAAGGAAAACAGAGGAAAUGAUCGAUGUUGAAGUACAGCCAUGCCGUAAAGAACAAGUUGAAUGUUCCACUGUUGAGCCUGCAGAUUCUACAUGCCAUUCUGGGUUUGUACCAUCUGACACUAGUCUGCCUCCGCAGAUUUCCAGCUGUGUAGAAGACUCAAGUGCUGUAAUCAUUCCUGAAGCAGUAAGAGAACGUUCUGAUAAUGCAGAUCUUAGCCUUAAAUCACCAUCAUCUGUUCCAAAAGAGGUUUGCAUAGUUGAAAAUAAUACGCUUAGUUCCAUGUCGAGUCCAUCUGUUUCAAGGGAGAGGGAGAUUUCUAGUUGCGAGAAGGUCCCUGCUGGUAAGUUGGAUUUAGAUACAGUAAGAGGAGAUCCAGUUGUUAUAGCUAUACCUAAUGGUGAGUCAUGUCGGCCUGUUUUGGACGACGUAUCAGCACGCUGUGAGAAGUAUCUCUCUUCUUCAGGUGGUGAAUAUGUAAAUGGCAAUUCUGAAGACAUGGAUAUCGAUAAUUGUCAGUCAGGUUCAUCGGUUGCAGAGGACAUUGGAAUUUGCAAGAACAAUGGGCCGACAUAUGCAGAUGGAAUCACUUCUCCAGUUGCACAUUCUGGUUUCCUGAAUGGGAAUGGAGUCUGUAGAGUAGAAAAAGUAGACAAAGGUUAAAUAAUCAAGGUGGACUUCUUAACACAUAAUUAUUUUGUCCAUAAUUUUUAAUGAUCCCCUCAUCACCAGAAGGAAAAGAUUGAGCUGGGAAUUUUUGCCUGGGGUUUUCAUUAUUUACAGAAAUCUCAGAUUCUGCAUAACACUUUAGUUGGGAGAGUCACUGGUAAGGUGAUUGAAUGUAAUCUGGUCAUAAGGAGUUGGAAGAGGAAUUCUUUGUCUCUGUACUUUGAAUUAAUGUUAUCUUCAUUGGAAAUAUGAAGUGUUUCUUUUUCUUCCUUGCCCAA
Prunus dulcis (almond) is the source of this 2952-nucleotide messenger RNA. Its product is annotated as ubiquitin carboxyl-terminal hydrolase 18-like. NCBI's taxonomy places the organism in Eukaryota, Viridiplantae, Streptophyta, Magnoliopsida, Rosales, Rosaceae. Bases 521 to 2668 code for a protein of 715 amino acids. Gene Ontology annotation, biological process: protein deubiquitination. The record is from RefSeq and is a predicted model, not a curated record. Gene Ontology annotation, cellular component: cytosol; nucleus. Gene Ontology annotation, molecular function: cysteine-type endopeptidase activity; cysteine-type deubiquitinase activity. The transcript is spliced from 11 exons.